AUGGAUACCUAUUAUUUGAAUUCUUCUUCGUCCUUCAGUUCAUCCGAUAAUCUCGAAGAAGACUAUGAACAGUAUAACACUGUGCUCAUGCCGAGCAUCUUCGGUGUCAUAUGUUUCUUUGGCAUCAUCGGGAACUCUAUCGUCAUGUACACCAUCGUGAAGAAGACCAAGUUCGGCUCCCACCAGACCGUGCCGGACAUAUUUAUCUUCAGCUUGUCCAUGGCGGACCUCCUCUUCCUGCUCGGCAUGCCCUUCCUGAUCCACCAGCUGGUCGGCAACGGCUCCUGGUGCUUCGGUGGCACCAUGUGCACGGUCAUCACGGCCCUGGACUCCAACAGCCAGACCGUGAGCACCUACGUCCUGACCGUGAUGACGCUGGACCGCUACCUGGCCACCGUCCACCCCAUCCGCUUCAAGCACGUUCGGACGCCCUUCAUGGCGGGGGCGGCGGUGGCGCUGGUGUGGGCGUUCUCUCUGGUGUCCAUCACCCCGGUGUGGAUGUACACGGGCCUCAUGCCGCUCAAGGACGGCUCGGUGGGCUGCGCCCUCCUGCUCCCCAACCCGGCCACCAACACAUACUGGUUCACCCUCUACCAGUUCCUCCUGGCCUUCGCUCUGCCCUUGGCGAUCAUCUGCGUCGUCUUCUUCAAGAUUCUCCAGAACAUGUCGUCCACGGUGGCUCCUCUGCCUCAGCGCAGCAUCAGGGUUCGUACCAGAAAGGUGACCCGCAUGGCCGUCGCCAUAUGCCUGGCUUUCUUCGUAUGCUGGGCCCCCUACUACAUCCUGCAGCUGGCCCACCUGGGAGUCCAGCGGCCCAGCUUCGCCUUCCUGUACGCCUACAACAUCGCCAUCAGCAUGGGCUACGCCAACAGCUGCAUCAACCCCUUCAUCUACAUCCUGCUGAGCGAAACGUUCAAGAGGCAGUUCAUCGUGGCGGUUCGACCGUCCCGCAGGGGCUUCAGGGUGGCCCCCGCGCUGACUGAGGACGGUUUGAGGGCGGCGCCGGGGGAGCUGCUCCAGAGCAUGCUGCCCGUCACCGUGGCCGUGCACUGA
Molecule: messenger RNA, 1053 nt
Organism: Mugil cephalus (flathead mullet)
Lineage: Eukaryota; Metazoa; Chordata; Actinopteri; Mugiliformes; Mugilidae
Gene: mchr1b
Product: melanin-concentrating hormone receptor 1b
Exons: 2
Coding region: 1-1053 (350 amino acids)
Biological process (GO): neuropeptide signaling pathway
Cellular component (GO): membrane; neuron projection
Molecular function (GO): melanin-concentrating hormone receptor activity; neuropeptide binding
Source: RefSeq, a predicted model, not a curated record